UUCAAUUAGUUUGUCAAAAAUCAAGAUGGCUGCGACCAACUCAAGUUUGCCUUCUGAAAUUUCCACAAAGAAAGAAGAUGAAUUUAAUGAAUUUUACACUGAAGUUAAAGAAAUAGAAAAAAGAGAUUCAGUUUUAACUCCAAAACAGCAAAUAGAAAGGCUCUUACGUCCUGGUUCUUCGUAUUUUAAUUUAAAUCCUUUUGAAGUUCUUCAAAUUGAUCCUGCCACUACUUUAGAAGAAGCAAAGAAAAAAUAUAGACGUAUGUCUAUAUUGGUGCAUCCUGAUAAAAAUCAAGAUGAUGCAGAAAGAUCUCAACAAGCUUUUGAAAUUGUCAAUAAGGCAUGGAAAACCCUGGAAUGUGAAGAAACAAGAGCAAAGUGUAUGGAUGUUAUUGAAGAGGCAAAGGCUCGAACAGAUCACAUGAUUACCGAAAAGAAAAAGAAAUUAAAAAAAGAAGGAAAAAUUGGUGAAGGAAGUGCAGUUCCAAUAUUAGAAGAAGAAACGGAAGAAGGUUAUAGACAUGCAAUUUGGGUUAUGACAAUGAAACUCUUCGCAGAUAUGGAACGUAGAAGACGAGAAUUAGCGACUCGAGAUGCCGAACAGAGGAAACGAAAAAGAGAAGAAGAAUUAUCAGCAGAAGCUCAAGCUGCCAUGGAGCGUGAAUGGCAAAAAAAUUUCGAAGAAUCAAGACAAUUAAGAGUAGAUAGUUGGAAAGCUUUUCAAUCUGGUUCAGGUGCUACGAAACAGAAGAAAACAAAAAAAAUGAAAGCCUUUAAACCGCCUAAAACAAAAGCCGAAUCUCGAUAAUGAAGUAAAUUAAUUUUUUAUUUCAUUUAUCGAUCUCUAGUUUUUAUUCUAUUUUUUAAUUGACUAUGAUUUUCUAAAACAUUAAAAAGAACAGAUUAGUCACUUUGUUGGUUAAUAUACGUCAACGUAUUUAUACCAAGAUAAUAGGUUACAUAAAAUUAUUACAGUGACACCAGAAAUGUAAGAUCAAAUAAAUUAAGAAAGUGAAUAAGUGAUUGCCGAUAUAUAUAUAUAGUUAAGUGUAUGAAUGUAAAGAAGCGCGAGUGUGUGUACCUACGAAAAUAUAUUGAACGAUAAAUUUGUAUGAUUGCGUACAGUGAACUAUAUUGUGCUGGACUCAAUGCCGAAACUCGAAGUAUUAUUGUAUUCGAGAAAAAAAUCAUUUUUUAUUGACUUAUUGUAAAAAAAAACAGUUUUCUCAACUCUACUAUAAACUAAGAGACACUUUUUAUCAUUGUUGAUCUCGUAUGUUUCUCUUUUUUGGUACAUCAUCCGACUUGUCGAAAUAUGGGAUACAUUUUUUUUAUAAUUAUAUUUUCAAUAAGGUAUAUUUACCUUAAAGUGCAAGCAUUGAAAAAUAUUAAAAAAUAUUGUAAAGUAA
Leptopilina boulardi is the source of this 1409-nucleotide messenger RNA. RefSeq names its product dnaJ homolog subfamily C member 8. The coding region runs from base 26 to 808 and encodes 260 amino acids. The record is from RefSeq and is a predicted model, not a curated record. Gene Ontology annotation, cellular component: nucleus. The transcript has 6 exons. Lineage: Eukaryota; Metazoa; Arthropoda; Insecta; Hymenoptera; Figitidae.